Xyrichtys novacula (pearly razorfish) is the source of this 13308-nucleotide messenger RNA. The record is from the annotation of a GenBank genome assembly. NCBI's taxonomy places the organism in Eukaryota, Metazoa, Chordata, Actinopteri, Labriformes, Labridae.
GUGACACUUUAGAACAAAUAACAGGGAGACGAGGCGUGCCAUGGCUGCAGUGUUGUUAUUGGGCAGCACGUUAUCCGCAGCUUCAAACACUCGGGACACUUCACUGCUAUCCACCGGGCUUCUGUGGUCACGUUACACCGUCCUCUGCGCAUCCGACCCGAGACAUCUUCUUCUCCGGGAUACUCUGAGCUGAGGCACGCAGAGAGAGAGAGAGAGACAACCGGGCUCACGCAGAAACAAGGGGGUGUCAAGCAGGAAGUGGGUACAAGUGUGGAGCAGGCACAGAGCCGGGUAAGUUUGACCCUUCUUUGUGUGUUUGUGAGGGGAAGUGAAACAUCUCAGGGUGUGUCGUUUUUAUAUCCUGGAUGUUGCUGUUUGAAUGACACACCGCCGCACGAGCACUUCACUCCGGGUUUGAUGACAGCCUGCGCAGCCACUUCCUGACACACAGCCUCAAAACGUAAACAGUCAUUUAGCCACCCCAGGAUGCAGCCCUAACUAUGGCGCAUUUCUUUUUUAACAUUAUUGACCUCCGGGAAGACGUUAAGUUUUACUGCCGCAGUUACUCCACCCAAAUGCUACGUAAAUGUGACGGUAACGGUGAUUUAUUUUGGUAACAGGCUUGUUUGUAAGGUGUGGUACGCGGACCUAGGAGGGUCAGUCCUUCUCGUUACAGCGGCCGGUGUUGUGCCGUAGAAUGCACCCCUACCGUAGAAUGCACCCCUGAUGGGAGUGCGGUUGAAAUAUAACAAGGCGAAAUAGUCCAAGUUUUCCUUAUGUUGGAUGGAUUCAAAAGCGUGUGCCUUUUAAUGAUUUCAUUUGGGCUAUUCAGAUAAACUGAAAAUAAUAGCCCUCUGAUUCGGAUUAUUUGCUGUCCUCAAAAUGCAAUGUUCUCUACCUUGAGAGCUUACUGUACAAUUUACAUACCCAAGUUCACCUCUAUAUGUGCAUUUUGAGACACAUAAAAACAGAACAGAAGUUUGCUGCUCCAUUUUACAUGUUAUCAUGAUCCAAUACUCGUGUUUUUAAAAUAUGAGAUUAUUUUCUUCCACUUUAAGAAGCAAAUGAGUGGAUGGGAUGCAGGGGAUGCUUUCUACGGCACAACACCGGAUCCGACAUCACUAACAUCUGCCAAGAUCAUCACUGACAGCCUCGUGCAGAGCAUGAGCCCUAGCUGAACACUUUUCUUUAUGUUUUUCCUAAUAGUGGGCCUCAAAUGUCUUACUUCCCUUUACAGAAGAGUCAAGUUUUCUCAGUGUGAUGAAAGAGGAAUAAUCUGUCCUUUAUGAAGGCUAUAAUCUAACAAAUAUAAAGACUAUGCUGUGCAGUUGCAUCAAAAACAUGUUCAUUAAAAACAUUGUUAAAGGGACUUUCGGUUGGUCACUGCUUAGAAGAGUGAGCUGACUUGAUACUUUAGUAACAUCCGUUAUAAUCAUUAUUCUUAUCAAGCUUCAAAUUGCUCCUUUAACUGGAAAUAUCUGACAUAUUCAGUUCAGUUGUUGAAGACUGAAGAAAGACACAAACUUUGAGUAAAUGUUUUUGAUAUGACUGCUUGCAGUUUUAUUUUAAAGGUUAAAAGUAUCAAGAUGUGAACUGAUCGAUAAAGCUACUUUCUCACGUUCAUUGAUCUAAUGUUUUUGCUCCUCAUUCAAAAUAAUAGACACCUGUAGUAGAAGAAAAAAAAAUCUGGGUGUGAACCAUACAAUAACUCAGAGCUUAUGUCUGUCAUGUGCAAUCAUGCUUUGUUGUGCCAGUUGGGGAUCAUGUGAUUUUCAUAGCUGAUUUAAAACGGCAAUGGCAGCAGCCUCAGUGAUAAAAACCGCCUUCGUUGGAGGGAUGGCGAAAGUGAACCAAGACACCUUUGAGACAGAAACCAGUCUAAGUACCUGAACACAAAGAGUUGAGAUGUUUGAUGUUGGUUUGAGCUGGGUGUAAAAGCAGACAGGCUGCUGCGAAUCAGCUGACUGCAAAUACCAGCGUGAGGUGUGAGCAGAAGCUUUCAUUAUGAAGAAGCUCAAACCCAAACAGUCUCUCUCUCUCUUGGGAGGUGUUUCACUGAUGAUUAUUUUUGUAGUAAAGAGAUGCUGGAGAAAAAAAAGGAGACAUGUGUAAGAGAAAACAUAACAGUACCGUUGAGGUGUCUCGUAGUAGCAGCAGCAGGUGACUGUCAUACCCGGGUGCUACUGAACUUGAUAUUUUUCAAACUUCUGCUGUGCAAAAUGAAUCACAGUUGGAUCAGAAACGGACACACAUAAUUAUUGAUCGUGUUUAAUUUGUUGAAAUUGCUCCAAGAAUACAGUACAACUCUUUACAGUAGACAGCAUGUUUACCUGAGGCUGGAGGCACUCACAUUGCAGAGCAGGACAUGUGCUGCUGUGCACAUGAUGAUCUUCAAGAUUGGCUAGAAACAUGAGCACUCAUAAGGGCAAAGGGAUGUGUUUGAGCCAAUGCAUUUUGAUACAUUCAGUAAGAAAAGACAAUACAUUUGGUAAAUAAUAGCUGUUUGUUUUUUAAUAAAAUUCAGAUGAAUUAUGUCAUCAGGAAGUUUUCUUACUACGCCUAGACUAAGCACAUGUAAUAAAAACUUGGAUAGAGCCAGACUUCAGUUACUGCGCGUUUUGACCCUUACUUUGAUGGCUUUCUCACAAUGAUCAGUACAUGUCUGGUGAAAAUAAGUUUGCACCAGGGUUAAUAGGCGAUAUGUCUGUGAGGUGUAUAAGGUGUAAGUGUAUAAAGUGAUUGAUUGUCCAUAAAAAGUUCGCACAGAAAUACUGACGCUGGCAGACUUCUAUACCAAACAGUCAACUAUUGCAUCUUCGAAUUUUCACCUCUCUGAUGUAAAGAUUAAGAAUAAGAAUAACUUUAUUGAUCUCUGAUGGGAAAUUCCAUUAAAAUUAAAAUGAAAAUUAAUUAACUAAAAUCAAUUCAAAAUAUCAAUUACUCUUUUGCUAUAUUUCUGUUUGAUGUAUUUUCUGUUUCACAGGGCAAGCAAACUACUACAACCAUGUUGAACGAACGCACCCCCCUUAUCUCCUCGGGGGUUUGUGGUCUGAAUGUGGCCACAGCAGCAUGUGGUGCAAAGGCAGACACCACCCCUGAUUCUGGCUCUGACACACCCACUAAAGAUCCCCGACAACUGGACACGUUUUUUGGUGUGAUGGUGCCAACCAUCCUCUCCAUGUUCAGCAUUAUUCUGUUUCUGAGAAUGGGUGAGCCAUGCAUAAAUGAAAAGAUUAUAAAACCAAAAAGCUGAUUUGGUUCGUAGACAGUGUGUGUUUGUAUAUUGGAGUAUAAAUGAGUCAUUGUGUUGGUUUUGCUGUGACUAACAUAGACGUGAUCUCUCUCUUGCAGGGUUUGUGGUGGGUCAUGCGGGGCUGUUACAAGGACUUUUAAUGGUGUUUGUAGCCUACACUAUUAUAUCUCUCACAAUACUGUCCAUCUGUGCCAUUUCCACCAACGGGGCUGUACAGGGUGGUGGAGCCUACUGUAUCCUUCUAAUGUCCAAAAUGUUAUUGUAACUAUUUUGGUAUUAGUUGAUCCUGCUGAAAAGUAUUUAAUUUUUUUGGUUAAACUUCUGAUACCUAGACUAAAGUAUUGGCUGAAACCUCCCUGAUACCAGCAGGAGUUUCGCUAAAUGAAUGUUACAUUAGAAAACCACUUAAUUGCUGCCAUUUUGAUGGCCUGACUGAUAUUAAAUUAACAGACAAUAUAUUAUACUAUUAUAAUGUUGUACAAUCCAUCCAUCCAGCCAGCCAACUUAUCCAACCACAGCCUUCAAUUGAGAACUUAACAUUUGUAUCUGUCAUAUGCAGCUGUUUGUCUUUUACACUAGUGUAAAAAGGAGAGUGUAGGAGCUAAGUCGAUACUUUAAGCUACUGAGAUGCUUGACCUGGAGUAACCUGGUUGACGUGCCGCGCUACUGAGUUUUACCUUGAGUUGUGAUGAUCAUUGAAAGUGCGGAUGCUGUUCCUCAGAUUCAGCAAACAAAGAUUUAUUGCCAUGAACAAACCAAAUCCAUUUGCAAUAGAUAUUCAACACUGAACAAACGAGGAAAAUGCCGACAGUUAGCGCCACGAUGGUCAAAAACCUUUCACCCCUCCGGGUCACACACCUGCCCACAACAAUGACAUGGCUACCUUUAUCCCUGAGCCCCCAGAUAACAAGACACGGACACCCAAGGCACACUAAGUGAACUGCAACUCAUAACAUGUAUCACAGCAAAAUAUUUGGCUCCUACAGGGAGCAAAGAUGUCAAGUGGCAACCACCUAGUGAUGACUUGUAUCAUGUGAUACAAGUGAUCUGCACCUGCCCAGCACAUCCUCUGAGGUGGAGGCAGCAUUUGUUUUCUUUGAAAGUCCUGUCUACACCCACUGCUGUGGUUGCUGAGGUGGCAAAAAAGCUUCUCUGUGGUAGGGUGGUUGGUGUAGGUGCCUGUAAAGCCAAAGGCUCUUCUUGACAUUGCUGGGCUGUGCGGCUGAUAUACCUCUUCAAUAUGGUGUAGAGGUUUGAGACAGUACCGCCGUAAUGGGAGUCUAGAUGGUUUUCCCUUUCCCCAAUAUUGGAAUCCCAUUACAUAACAUCUGGAAAGUAGGCUGCUGCUUAUCAUUAACCCUACAGAAGGAACAAUACUGAUGAUUCUGUCCUGGUUGUGGAUGAAGUCUGUACAUCUGUUUUCUGCUGCUACAAGCCAUUGUAUGAAGGACAACGUUUGACACAUUCACUGCUGUGGGUGUUAGCCUUUGCAAAGGCCGCCCCUCCUGUCACCCACUCUGUUUGUGUGUUGCGUGGAGAAAACCUCAAGGCAAAGUAAAGAAUACAGGAAGUUUAAGCGCACCAAACUGCAUCUCUACUUUUAGCAGAUUAUUUGGUGUUGGUUUGUUGGUUUGAUUUGGCAUUGUUUGAUGGGACACAAGAUACAGUAUAACAUGACAUGAUACAACUAUACAGCUUUGCUUUGGAACACCUCUAACUUUGGUUUUAUUCACCUUACUUGAAAAGUCUACCUUAACCAGGUGAAACCAGACAUGAUAAGUCGUUCUUUGGGCCCGGAGUUUGGAGGAAGCAUUGGUUUGAUGUUCUUCUUAGCCAAAGUGUUUGCAUGUGGAGAGUAUGUUCUUGGACUUGUUGAGGCUAUACUUGACGUAUUUGGGACAAAUCCUGGUAAGUAUUUUUUUUAAUUUUCUCAUACUCAUUUUUAGACCUCAUCCCUUUAACCUCAGUUAAAUAAUAAUAUGAAAAGCAUGAAAACAUGUUCUUGUGAUUUCCACUCAUAUAGACACACACCUGGCUGAAGGGUUCCGAUUGCUCCCCCAUGGUUACUGGUACAAAGUGCUGUACUCAUCGGUUGUCCUCCUGCUGUGCCUGAUUGUGUGUCUUGUGGGCGCCCACAUCUACUCUCGCACCGCCUUCGUCAUCCUGCUGAUCGUCACCGCAUCCUUGCUGUCCAUCUUCAUCAGUUCUGUGGCAGUCAAACCUUUUGAUUUCAUUAUAACCCAUCAGGGACCUGGCAACGAGACAGUCCAGUACAACGUCAGUUAUACGGGCUUCAGCACUGCCACUCUGAAAAACAACCUGGACUGUGAGUGUUGGGGCACCUCAAGGGGGUUGUUAGUGAGGAUAUGAAACCGACUUUAAAUAAGAAAGCUAAAUGAAAAGUCUAAAUCUGGCAGCAUCUAUCAAAGGCUUUGCUUACGUUCCUCAUUUUUCUACUUGCAGCUGGUUAUUCUUUGGACUACAGCACCAACACUGUCAUGUCUUUUGCCACUGUGUUUGCCGUCUUUUUUACCAGCUGCACGGGGAUCAUGGCUGGAGCCAACAUGUCAGGUGGGUAGUAUUGAGUAAUAUGCAACACUAGAUUAUCUUCUUUUUGUAAUUCUUCAUUUGGCCCCGUUAACAGGACUAGUUAGCCAACUGGAUCGGUAGUUUUAUUGCCAAGUAGUACAAACAUUUUCCUCCGCCCUCACUCCUUUGUGUGUUGUUAUUUGCUAUUGCAGACCAGUUAUUUUGUAUUUGUAGUAAUCAAUAUCUUUUCGUUUAUAGUACAUCUGUAGAAACACGAGUGUGUUGGCAGCUGAUUUGAUGUUUUGUCUGACCUGCUGCAACAUUAACUAUAAAGUUAUUAAAGGUGAUGUCUGUAGUUAGAAUCCCCUGUGCUCAUGCAGUCAUGAAGAGUCUCUUGUCCGAUCAAAAUGCUUCGUUUGGACUGAUGUUUAUCCCUCCACGUUUCUCUGUAGGGGAGCUGAAGAAUCCAAGUAUUGCCAUCCCUAAAGGGACCGUCUCUGCCGUCUUUUAUACCUUCUUAGUCUACGUCCUCCUGCUCCUCAUGGUCAGCGCCACCUGUAGCAGGUAGGAAGAUGUUUAUUUGAGUGAUGUUUGACACGACUAUAGAAAGGCAAAUCAGCCAUAAGUCCGUUUUUCUAUUUUCUCCAGGACGCUGUUGAUUCAGGAUUAUGGGUUCCUGCAGAAAAUAAACCUCUGGCCACCGUUUGUCACCGUCGGGAUAUACUGUGCUUCUUUAUCAGCUGCAAUGUGCUCUUUGAUUGGAGCGUCACGCAUCCUCCAUGCUCUUGCUGUGGAUCAUCUCUUUGGUAAAGCCAGAAUUUUCGACCCAGUCAUUUGCGGUUUCUUUCUAAAGAGAGGUUUUUCCCUAAAAGGUGUUUCUUUUCCCACACAGGUAUGCCAUUAGCCCCAGCAACCAUCACCUCAAACUCAGGGAAUCCAUGGGUGGCAGUACUGUACACCUGGGGUCUAGCACAGGUAAGCAGAUUUUCUGCAGACCACUAUAAUGUACAAUCCCAAGCAGUGUCCUGAGGUUUAGUUUGUGCUGCUUUUGUGUUUUAGUGUGUAGUGUUUGCUGGAGAGCUCAACUCUGUAGCCGCUAUGGUGACGGUUUUUUACUUGCUCGCCUAUGCUGCAGUUGACCUGGCCUGUUUGGCUCUGGAGUGGGCAUCUGCACCAAAUUUCAGGUAAAACAAAGGGAUCAUUUACUUCUUAAAGAGAAAUCAAUAAACCUUUAAUGCAUUAUGUCUGCAAUGCAUAAUGCCAGCAUUAUGUAUUAAAAGUCUGUAAACUGAUCAGACAGUGGAAGUCAGAUUUUCAGAAUGAGAUUGUGAAGAAAUGUUGUGGUAAAAAAAUCCCAAGAAUUGCCUGCUAUUUACUUAUGUUUCAACUGUUAAGUGAAGUCAUGCAAUAAGGCUUAGGAUGUAAGAAGAAAACCCAGAACUGCUUAGUAAAUCUGGAGAGGCUUAAAAACUGGGGUAGUUCAAGGUAUUCCCUUUCAGCGAGUACAGGCUGAAAAUAUGGAAUUUGAUAGAAAAAUGUAAUAUUUGUUUUUUUCUUAUUUUCGUCCCUUUGUGUCGCUCAGACCAACCUUUCAGCUCUUCUCCUGGCACACCUGUCUGCUGGGAAUCCUGAGCUGUUUGGUGAUGAUGUUCGUCAUCAAUCCUGUAUAUUCUUCGGGCAGCAUUGUCCUCCUGCUGCUGCUGCUCCUUUUCCUCCACUACAGAUCACCCACCAGCAGCUGGGGAUACAUCAGCCAGGCUCUGAUUUUCCACCAGGUACUACUGUCUCCGGUGAACAAAUACACAGAAAAUCAAACACAGGCCACAGUAUGUCUGUAUCAUGUCUUCUUUUUUUGUUUAGGUGCGUAAGUACCUUUUGAUGUUGGAUGUGAGGAAAGACCAUGUGAAGUUCUGGAGGCCGCAGGUGCUAUUGAUGGUGGCCAACCCUCGCUCUUCCUGCCAGCUCAUCCUGUUUGUCAACCAGCUGAAAAAGGGAGGACUGUUCGUGUUGGGCCAUGUGCAGCUGGGAGAUCUGGGUAAUUCUCUGUAAUGGACAUCUGCAGCUAACAGUAUUAGAUGAUGCUUAUCUUUCAGCCAUUUCCCCCGUGGUUUCACCUCUCCACCUGGGCUUGUUUUAUCUUGAUAUGCAAGGGUGGUCUCAGAAAAAUGAAAGGGGGCUGAUCUUGAUUUACAAAUAAUACAGAAAAAUGUAGAAACUAAACUCAGGGGUCUGGAUUUUGAACAUGAGGUUCUGGUUUCUAUUUUAGAUGCAGAGUCCAUGAUUUCCCCAAAGAAAGCCAAGUUCUGGGUCUCCAGUUGAAAUGGGUUCAGGUCCAGAAAAAUCACUAAUUCUUUGAGAUUAUUUUAAAUAUGGUUUCCUCUUUGCAUGCUAUAUUUUAAACCUGCAGUUUUGGAUUUACUGUGCUCAUAGACAUUGUUUGUUUUAAGCCAAAACUGUGAUGUCCACUUUUUUACUUUCACUACGAUACGAUACAAUACCAAUAUUGUUGCCUUCAUUAUUGGCCAAUACUGAUAUUGAUUCGAUAUUGGCACAAACUUGUGUAUGACAAGUUUUGCACUCGGAUGCAACAUCCUUUUUGGACUUUAACAAAAAAUACUGCCACAAGGGAAACAUCAUCUAGAUAGAGGUGCUGGAGCGGAGUCUGGAACAGACGGCUUGUAUCGGUGCUGAUAUCUGAGAUUUUAAAUGCAGGCCAGUAUAAUCAGAUAUUUGUUUUUUGCUGAUAUCAGACAGAUAUCAAUAUCGUAUCGGAACACCCCUAAUAGACACCCUAUCUAUGCUAAUUGUUUUCAUACAACAGAUCCUUUUCUAGUUUGAGUUCUUCAUUUUGCCACUUUUGCAUGAACUCAUCUUUCAGGCAUAAAACUUAAGUGAAAAUUGCGCCAGUGUCAUUAAAAUACAGACCUUAAAUGACUUGCAAACAACCAAAGUUGUUUUUUUUGUCCCAACUUUCAUGUAAAUGGGGUUGUAACGUCCUUCCAAGUAAUCAAAUUUGACCCAAGAUUGUCACGAUUAACAAACCUGCACCAUGAAGCGUGCUGAAAUAAAGAUAAUUGUUUUUUAUUAUUCGUACUGGAUUAUCGUUUUCUCACUGCUCGUGCCAAACAUUCAUAAAUAAACAAUUAGGCCUAUUUCACAAAGCUGCCAAACCAUAUUUCUCAACAAGAGAUUGAUUUAAUCCUUUCAUGUUCCCAAGAAAACCAUUUAAAUUGAAAGAAACCUUUUUAUGCUGACUUCACUGUUUUUUUUUUCACAUACCAUCUUGGGUUCGAGUAGAAAGAUUUUCCUCUUGACGUCCAGGAAAUACUGACUGAUCUUGACUAACAAGUUUGUACUAAAACCAAAUUAUAAUGUACAAAUCAACAAAUGCUAUUUGAACCUGUGCAAAUGCUAAUCGUAAUAUACAAGUGUCUUUGGUGUCUGUGUUUGGUAACUUCAGACUGGACUGUAGUUCUUACAUCUCAAGGUGAACCUGAGAACAGUUUAAUAAAAUGACCAGUGUUUUUUUGGCAUCUGCUCUGCCUGCAUGUGUGCACACUCUCAGUCUCCCUUACUUUAACUCUUUAGGCACAGAGAAACACAGUAGACUGUGUCCAAACAUUAAUGAAACAACAGAGAAAGAAAGCCCAGGUCUGUCAUACAAGGUAAAAGUAAGAAAUGCUACAAAUAGCAGGAACCAAAAGAGACACAAACAGGUACAGUGGAGGUUAUUGUUUUAGUUAUGUUAUGUGCCUCUGUUGCCUUUAUCAAAGGAGAACAGGACAGUGGACAGAGCAGGAAGUGAGCAGAGAGCGCAGAGAGGGAUAUGCCGGAAAGAAGCCCCGGUAGAAUCGAACCUGAGCUGUCUAUCUGAGCCUUAACCUCUGUACAUGAGGUACUCGUAGAACACAAGGCCAGCAACAAAACUGCAUAUUUGACGUACUGUAAAUACCGUGACAGUUUUUCACACAAGCGUUUGGUAAAACACAAGCAUUGUCAUGAUGGAUAAGCUUGGAAUAAAAUAGUUAAUUUGAACUGAAGUUGUUUGGAAACAUGAAAUUGAUUCCUCUUUUGAAACCUAGGAUUAGACAUUGUGUUUCAGCAGUUUCAUGGUUUGUGAAAUAGGUCCACAACUAUGCAAUGCAUAUUUUCAGCCUGAAGCAGGUGUUCACGAAAAAACAGUGACCUCAUUGUAGUGUUUCUAAUACCUUUCUUCAGUAUGGUGCUUAAGGAAAGGAGAGUUCAGAUGAGGUGAAUGAAGCAUUAAACUGAAUUUUCACUCUCAUUUGACUUGUUUAUGAACUAAAGUAACAUUAAACUACACAGGGAUUAAAUGAAUAAUCGCACCUUUAGAAAGCAGACUGUUUGUAGGUAUACCAUUCAUUUAUUAUUUAUUAUUUUAACUAUCAAUCUUUCUUUUGUUUCCUCUAAUAAAGUAAGACUCUCUUCUAGAAAUGUGCAGCCUACUUGGUAGAAAGGGGGAAGUUGCACAAAAAGACUUUAUAUCUUUUGUAUUUUGGCACUUGUUCAAUCCCGUAAUCUGCCUGCAUGGGUUUUAAUUUCGUAAUUUCUAAAUGUGUAGUUUAACAACAUGGUGGUAUCAAGUUCUAGUUAUUGUAAUUAAGUUACCAAGGCAAGACCAGUAGUGAAUAUUUAAUCAGGUUGCUCACCAUUGAUGUUAUUAACUAGUUGUGGUUGGACUCUCUGAAAUCGGGUCCCUUCAUGGACGGCUGCCCUCUUGACUUUCACUUUCCGUCUGCUGCCUCUCCUUCAUUAUUCAUAUGUGUGAAGCCGCAGACCUGCAGGUUCAAACCAGACAGAUGUCUUGCCUCUCCUUUUUUUACUUCUGAUCACUGAGAAAAUAUACAUACAUAUGGUGAGGCCUAAGGCGCAGAACAUGCUGACAUAAUCUUUCCCUCUUUUAUUCUUUUCCUUCUGCCUCCUGGUGUUCAUUUGGAGCAUUGCAGUGUUCACAAACCAAUGAUUCUCAUCAAGCUGCAACCUUAAGGGGGGGUUACACUCAACUUUCAUGUUCCUGUUUUUGCCAAGUUGAUAAAUCCAAAUUUAUAGCACUAUAGUAGUAAAUAUUAUGCUGUCAACAUAACUACAUAACUUUGUAAGCUGUAGUUUGGAAGUUCAGUUCAAAGUUCAAGUACAAGCAAACAAAGUAAAAUACUGCCAGAAACAGAGACAUGUUUUUCUGGUGAACAGAGGUUCUGAAACAAACCUCUGCAUUGAGUAAUUCUUUUUUUCAUAUCUUUGCAGUGCAUUAAUUUCUGUGUCUCCUGUCCUUUAGACACUAUGCCAACAGACCCGGUCCAGCAGCAGUACAACUUCUGGUUGAGUCUGGUUGAUAAACUCGAUGUGAAGGCCUUCGUUGACCUCUCAUUGUCCCCUUCAGUCCGGCAGGGGACUCAGCAUCUGCUGCGCAUCACAGGCCUAGGUGAGCUCUGCUGUCUCUUCUCAUUCAGCACAUGAUGUCAUGCUGCUUUCUCUGCACAUGGUGACCCUGCUUUUUUUAAAUUAUUAUUCAAGGUGGAAUGAAGCCCAACACCCUGAUUUUGGGUUUCUAUGACAGCUGCACUCCAGAUGACUACUUUCUGCAGGAUUCUGCGUUUUGUAGCUCCUCCCUGGGACAAGGGAGUGAGGGCGAGUAUAAUUUUGGGGUGGAUCUGCCGUCAUUGCAGGCGCACUUCCCCCCAGUCCGCCAUGUAGAAAGUCCACGUUCACUGUCACCUGAGGAGUAUGUAGGGAUCGUCGCUGACGCCUUGAAAAUGGGAAAGAACGCAUGCCUCGCCCGCUAUUUCUUCCAGUUGGAGGGCGAGGAUAAAGAAAGCAAGGUCGACGGCUCUGAGCGGACUAUAGAUGUGUGGCCUCUCAACCUGCUUCAGCCUGGCAGUCGUGAUUACGAGGAUGUGUGCAGCCUCUUUCUGCUGCAGAUGGCCUGCGUGCUUAACAUGUCCCACAAAUGGCGUCGUGCCAGAAUGAGAAUCUUCCUGAAUGUGGAGACCGAGUCCAACGACCAGGGCUGGGUGGUAAAUGAAGAGGCAUUCAGAGAGCUGCUGAAGAAGCUGAGGAUCAGGGCGUCUAUAAAGAUCGUGCCUUGGGACACUGUGGUGCAGCACCACAUUCAGCCAGCUGGAGAACCAAAACACACUCUGUCUGAGGACUUCCUGUCUGCAGUGAACUGCAUGCUGCUUGAGCACAGCGCACAAGCUGCUGUCUGCUUCCUGUAUUUGCCUCGACCUCCUGCUCACCACAGCCACUCGCAGCAGUAUUUGGCUCAGUUAGAAGCAGUCACCAAUAAUCUAGGGCCGACGCUGCUGAUUCAUGGUGUCACCCCGGUCACAUACACAGGACUGUGAGCAUGAGCAGUCACCACUUGUCAUGUUUUACCACUUGAUAACAAAUACACAGCUGCAUUUUAUCUAUCAAGUCAUGUUAGCACUGGUAUAAACUCUAGUUUCAUGUCAAAUUAACACAUAACUUAAUGAAAACUGGAGUGUGGGGGUCACUGUGUACUGUAUGUUUGUAUGUUUAUGUUUUACUGAAGCUCAGAGAAGACCACAGUUGAAUGCAGUUUUUAAAAACGCCAUUUGAGGAGGAUAUUUCCCUAUUUUCUUAUACUUGAAUUGGCAUGGUGGGUGAGCCAAGAAAUGGGACGAUGCUUUUGUUUGUUUGUCUGCCUGAUUUACGUUGAUAUAAUCGCAAAUACACAUGUAUCAAAGACUCUUAAGAGUGAAAACCACAGUUUAUUUUGAGCUUUACCGACAACUUAGGACAUGACAAAGAAUUGUCUAUUUAUGUAACUGCAGGGAUGAAAAGAUGAAUUUGUAGUGUGUAUGAUAACAGUUCACCACGGUGAAAACCUCAGUCCUGGUUCAGUUUCUCAAAGAUGUAGUGUUACAGCAAAAUCAUUGUUUCUAAAAGUUGUGUAUUUUUCCUGCUCGGUUUCCUAUUUUCACAUUUUUGCUGGUGUCAGGACCAACGAUACAAAAUACAAUUCGUUUCUGAGCUGAUUUUUAUUUUCAAUGCAAACGUUUUCUUCUUCUGUUAAAUGUAAAGCUCUGAAAGUGCUCAUAAAAGUAACAAUUUUGUUUGUUUGACCUCAUAUAAGGAACAGUGUUUUCUACUGUUGUAUGUGCUCACUUGAAAUCACUGAAUAUUUGUGCGCUAUGAUGCAGAGAGUCAAAAAUACACAAAAAGGAGUGUAUAAAUGUUUAUAUUAGUUCUUUUUUAGGACAUCUCAGUCAGGACGUGGACCAAUGAUGAUUCAGACCAAAUCAAGAGUGAACCCAGAGCUAGUGUAGUAUACUUUUACUGCCUUCUUGUCAUGAUGCGUUUUAGAGUAUGCACCAAUCACUUGGAUCUUUCAAUAAAACACAACUAGCUGCUGAAAAGGCCAUCUGCACUUUUUGGCAUGUUCCACCAGGAAUGAUAUUUAAUGGUCAAUAAGAAAGCCUUAUAUUUGUUAAUGAUGCUCUUUACUGUAGAUGUACAUAAUAAAUGGCUGUCAAAGGAGUAAA